This is a messenger RNA of Caenorhabditis auriculariae, 2896 nucleotides long. The record is from the annotation of a GenBank genome assembly. NCBI's taxonomy places the organism in Eukaryota, Metazoa, Nematoda, Chromadorea, Rhabditida, Rhabditidae.
AUGCUCAAAUUUAAGCCGUUGUUGAAAUCAAGUCUAGGGAGCGAACUACGAAGAGGGCAUUCAGCAUGGGUCAAAACAAAGUAUGUCACUUCAAAAUAGUAUCGUUAUAAGUUAUUUAAGCACUUCUUCUUCUUCUUCGGUUGAUGUUGAACAACUUUUUAUUGACGAUGAAGUGCAAAAGCUUCUCACCAAUCUCACAGAAAUCGAUCUGGAGAAUAAGGUUUCAACUUUACAGUUUCUAUUUUCUUUCAAUAUCAUAGAUAGGUUUUCCGUGCAAGACGUACCACGAUACAACAACGUUCUCAUUUUGCGUUGAUGACUGAAGAGCGGCUGGAGAAAGUGAGUUAUAUGUAUUUAUGAGGCGAGAAAGCUGUGCUGAAUUAUCAUAUUUAGUUAGUCAAAAUUUAUUUGAAGACGUAGUCAUUUUAGAAGUCACGCUUAGAAAAUCGAGUCUUCCAUUUCUAAGUUCUUUUUUCCGAUUUGGAUUUUGAACUUUUGGCUACAAAUAUCCAUUCUAAUUUAUUAAAAAAACAAAUCAAAGUUCAGAAAAGCUUUUUGAAAUUAAGCGGAAAAGGAAAACUAGCUCUUGUCGUAUCUGCGAGUUUGUCUAGCUUUUCAGUGAAAACUUGAUAAAAAUUAAUCUUCGGUAUAUGUGAUACUUCCCAUAAAUUGUCAUUUUUCUGUUAAUCUGUGAUGAAUCGAUAAAAAUAGUCCGCAGCGAGGAAAAAGAACUGAAAGUAUGGGCUCAGACAAUGGAAAGAAUGAGAGAAGAAGCGAGAAGGUUUCUACAAUUCGUUCCCGUGAAAGAGCCGCGGACGCAAACCGUCAAAGUUCUUUCCCAAGAUCCCGAUUUGGAGACUUUUGACACGAGCAAAUUUGUCUUCACCGAUAUAACUUUCGAUGCGACAGAUCAGGUUUUUCUUCUCAACCAAGCUCUGUUUUUUUAUCAACAAAAAUAUGUUCAAAAAAGUCUUCGGCCUCAUAUAAUAAGUUUCCGAAAACUGUAAUAUUUAUUUGGAAGUGAAAGGGAAUUGAGCCAAUCGAGUAAGAAAUUUUAUUCGGUGUUGAGCUUGCAAUUAUCGUAUGCGGAAGAAAAAUCGAAGCUUUUCCGUAUUUAAGUAAUUCAUUGCAACAAAAACUUUCUUGGUAGAUUAUGAGGAAGAUCUGCUGGAUUUAGGACAGAACAGUGGUGGUUCGUGAACCGAAUGGCCUUCUGAGGACUUCCACUCCAGAAGAGCACGACCGCAUGAACAGGACGUACUACCAGAAACCAAAUCGACCCGUAUUCCCUCCCUCUCUUUUUCAGGAUCCUUUUCUGCAGGUUUUUUUUCUCAGCUAUAAUUCUUCAUUUUUCUCGGAUCAGAUGGCUAUGAAUAAAUGUUAAACCCCGUUUUCGCUGUUUCAGGAUGCUCUCGACCGCAAUGAACACGAAUUCGUACUGGACUGGGCUUGUUGGUUUUAUGAACCCGAUGAUCCGGCAUUCAUCGAGGUGUCUGCAGCUUUUUCAAUCUAUCAUGAUCUUUUUUUCAAAGUUGAGCCACAAAAUUUUCGAUCGAAUCAAUGCGAGAAGAAAUUUCGAGACAAUCACUUCUACGCGGCAUUUUGGGCCUUUUGUCUUUUAUCUCGCGUUGAACGAGAACAUUCCGCCUCUCCUGAACCACUUUGGUGGCACUGGAAGGUUUUUUUUCCAGAGUUUGUGCAAGAAGAUUUUUUUGUAGAAUAAAAGAGUGUGCGAACUUGAUUAGACUGCAAAAAACCCUGCGGCCCGAUUGGCGUGUGACCAUUGCUAAAGGCGACUCUGACGAAAAAAUCGUCAAAGACUAUUUGAAACAGGUGGACGAUCCUCUGCAAACUUUCUUCGCAAUUUUCGGUUCAGAAUAACCGAUUCCGCGAUGAACUCACAGACCUGGUCGCUUUCCUGGAGAGAGGUGUCAUAAAGAGCAAACUUCAGUCAAGAGAAACGAGAACUGUAGCAACGGGAGCGCGAAAACAGGUUUAUUUUGUUCCCUUCUGCUAAAUGAAAAUUCACAGUGGUUUCAAAAUGGAUAGAACUUCCAUUUCCUUCUCAGUUGAUAAAAAUAUAGUUUCAAGUUUCAAUUACCGAUCAGGGUUAUCUAGCUUAAAUCAGAAGAUUUCGAACAAAAAAAUUUUCGAUGCCACAAAACUUUUUCGAAUCUAAAAAAAUCGUAUUUUUUUUUUUACUUUUUGAAGAGAACGUAUAUGUUCUUCCUUCUUUUUCACUCGAAUAAAUUCUCUGAAGUGGAGCACCGAAAGGCGCUUCAUGUCAAAGUUAUGAAAGAUAAAUAAGAAAAAAUCUGUUCCUUUUUUCCAAUGUAAAUUCCAAAAAAAAAUUUGCUAGAGUCUCGUAGUGCUCUGAAGUUCUUGGAAAUGCUUGGUACAUAUUUUUUGAUUUCGGUCGCUUUUAAAUGGGGAGAAAUUCAAUUUUUUCGGUUGAGAGCUAUUUGGAAACUCGUGGACACAAUAUUGUUUAUUCGUGAAAGUUCCUAUGUGUACAAUUUCCCUAAACUGUGAAAAAAAAAAACAGAUUAAGGCUCCUAAAGGCUCCCCGCAGUACACCAAAAAGCUUUUGAGAAAAUUUCCUAAGGACAAGAGUACAAUAAGCUCACUCAGGAUAGAUUUCGAGUGAACAUUUCCGACAAGUUUUGUUUAAAAAUAGAAGCAAUUACGGAAGUUUUUGAAGGCGACAGUGAAUGCACGAAAUGUACGAGGCGCCGAGGGUCCGCUGGGCAAUCUGAGCGAAGAAUACGCGGUGAAAGUUGUGAAGAGCGAAGGAUCCGAGGGCGGCGACUUCGAGCAGCGCAAACUGGACAAGACGCCUCAACGUCGAGGCCGAUGGCAGCGCAGUUCCUCCAAGCCCCGCAACAAGAACGAAUGA